UUGAGCACCCCCUCUCUUCAACACACUCACUGGCAGACUAGCAAAGAUAUCUGUAGGUCCAUUAUUUCUCUCCGGUUAGUUUCUCACGCAGUGUCGAGAGGAGCAGGAGGGCAGUGAAAUCGUAGAACUGGAGUGAUGUAGCUUCGGUCACUAUCCCUGUAAUACAAUUAUACAACCUCAACUGAAUGUAAAACAAAUUAAAUAGGGUUUUAACUUUUUUUCUGAAAACAAGACGAGAAAAAAAACAUCGGGAUAUUUUUCUCCAAAUUACAAAUCAACAGCUUUAAAAGGACUUAAAGAUGGCCUCUGCCGGACUUGAGAUUUUGGGCUUGGGGUUAUGCGUGAUCGGGAGUCUCCUGGAGAUGAUGGCCUGCGGGCUGCCCAUGUGGAAGGUGACGGCGUUCAUCGAGGCCAACAUCGUAGUGGCACAGACCAUCUGGGACGGGCUGUGGAUGUCGUGCGCGGUGCAAAGCACCGGACAGAUGCAGUGCAAGAUGCACGACUCCAUGCUCGCGCUCGGCCACGACCUGCAAGCUGCCAGGGCUCUCACCGUUAUUUCAUCCGUGCUGGGCGUCAUCGCGCUGAUGGUGGUGAUACCGGGAGCCCAGUGCACCAACUGCAUCCGCGCGGAUAACGUAAAGGCGCGCAUAGUGAAUGUCGGAGGGAUACUCUACAUUGUGAGCGGCAUUUUCGUGCUCGUGCCCCUGUGUUGGAUGGCCAACAACAUCAUCUCGGACUUCUACAACCCGCAGGUGCCUACGCCCAAGAAGCGCGAGAUUGGCGCUGCGCUCUAUAUCGGAUGGGCGGCCACAGCGCUCCUGCUUUGCGGUGGUGCCAUACUUUGCUGUUCAUGUCCAUCCUCGGGAAACUCCGGAUACUCUGUGCAGUACGCUCCCACGACGAAACGGGCCGCAGCAAACGGGGACUACGACAAAAGGAAUUACGUUUAAGCUUCUGCUUCUCACUGGUCAGUAUCAACACAACUGAUCCAGUGCAAUUUUUGUCUUUGUUGUUUUUGUUGAUGCUGUUUGUUUUGUAAGAAAAAAGAUUUGCACCUACUUUUUUUCUCAUUCAGAACUGAAACAUGAGAAAACACUAUCUUCUAUGCUACUGCACACGGAAAAGUUAAUAAAUGGGCAUUUCGUCUGCCCACUGUCUCAGAAACAUUUUACGCGUCAUGGUUCACUGAGGAAUAAAGGACAUAAAAACAGGCAUUGGUUUAUUUAGGUACCUUCACUUGCAAGUCCGCCAUUUUAUAUAGACUAGCUAGUUUUAAAGCCGAUGUGAUUCUAAUGUUUACUUUUUAAAUGUUUGUUUUUCUAUAGUUUCUUUUCGGUUGACUGGUGAAUUGUAUAAUGUAGCCUAUCCUUUUUCCAAAAUGUAUGGUGUUUUAUUCUCGAAGGGCUCACCAGUGAUUUGUUUUAAUAAUCCGCCGUCACACACAGGAGUGAUGGAGAUGUUACCGCCGUUUUUUUUCCUCGGUAAAUUAACGAACCUAAACCAAAGUGGUCCAGCUGAGUUGAUAGGCCAACUUCCCCUUUGAGAGAAAAGUGUAUAGUCAAUUGAUACGCAUGACCUGUUAACACCGCAGCGCCGAAGUUGUUAUUGUUCAACUGCUGAUGAGCGCAGCUGCCGGCUGGAUCACUCUCAGAGAAGGCAAACUUUAAAACGUUGUCUCUCAGUUCUCCGGGGAAAUGCUGUUUUUUUGCCAUCCCAAAGCCUUUAUUUUUCUAAUUCUUAAGGAUGUUUUAUGCUUACUGUGAUGCUUUGAAAUGAUCUCUGAAUAAACAUUUAUUAUGAAGACAA
Clupea harengus (Atlantic herring) is the source of this 1806-nucleotide messenger RNA. It is a transcript of the gene cldn5a, whose product is annotated as claudin 5a. Gene Ontology annotation, cellular component: bicellular tight junction; membrane. The record is from RefSeq and is a predicted model, not a curated record. Gene Ontology annotation, molecular function: structural molecule activity. NCBI's taxonomy places the organism in Eukaryota, Metazoa, Chordata, Actinopteri, Clupeiformes, Clupeidae.